This is a messenger RNA of Dama dama (fallow deer), 5562 nucleotides long. RefSeq names its product interleukin 31 receptor A (gene IL31RA). The transcript has 16 exons. NCBI's taxonomy places the organism in Eukaryota, Metazoa, Chordata, Mammalia, Artiodactyla, Cervidae. The record is from RefSeq and is a predicted model, not a curated record. Gene Ontology annotation, cellular component: signaling receptor complex; external side of plasma membrane. Bases 267 to 2423 code for a protein of 718 amino acids. Gene Ontology annotation, biological process: cytokine-mediated signaling pathway. Gene Ontology annotation, molecular function: cytokine binding; cytokine receptor activity.
AGAGCACCUUUGAUGUGGAUCUUUUCAAACAGCAGAACCUCUGUGGGAUACCACCCCACACAGGAAGACUAUCUCACCAUCUCAUCUGGAAUGACGUGAGGCGCCAGCAGCCUUUUUAUUCUAAUUAUUCUGCAAACAAUAGUGAAUGUCUACCAGGUACCAGGCACUGCCUUCCACACUCAGGCUUCACAGCGAGAGAAGCUCCACUCUUCAGCAGCUCCCUAUCUGUAGAGAAGCCAGCAGCCUCCCUGCAUUAUUUGGGAACAAUGUGGGCCUGGACACUGUGGACGCUCCCUCUAAUCUGCAGAUUUGCCCUGGCAGACCUGCCAACUAAGCCUGAGAACAUUUCUUGCGUCUUCUACUAUAGGAAAAAUUUUACUUGCAUCUGGAGUCCAGAGAAAGAAGCUAAUUUUGUAUCAUACACAGUCAGGAGAGCUCUGUAUUAUUUACAUGAAAAUGAUACUUGUAAUUCUACAAGUGAAAAUGGUUCUUCAUGCUCUUUUUAUUCAAGAUUAACACCACCAGAUAUUUACAUUAUUCAAGUGGAGGCUCAAAAUGCAUAUGGUAUAAUUAAAUCUGAUAUAACAUAUUGGGACUUAUAUACCAUAACUAAAAUCGAGCCUCCUAAGAUUUCCAGUGUGAAACCAGUUUUGGGCCUCAAAAAAAUGGUUCAAAUAAAAUGGACACAGCCUGUGUUGGCACCUAAGUCAUCUACUUUAAAUUAUACACUUCGAUUCAGAGCAGUAAAUAGUACCCACUGGAUGGAAGUCAACUUCACCAAGAGCUGUGUGAAUGAAGAAGCAGCAUAUAACCUCACAGGGCUGCAGGCUUUUACAGAGUACGUUGUGGCUCUGCAAUGUGUGGCUAACAAGUCAAAGUUCUGGAGUGGCUGGAGUCAAGAAAAAAUGGGAAUAACUAUGGAAGAAGCUCCACAUGGCCUGGAUCUAUGGAGAGUCCUGAGAUCAGACAAAGUGGAUGGAAAAAGGACAGUGCAGUUGUUGUGGAAGAAGGCAAAAGGAACCCCAGUCCUGGAGAAAGUACUUGGUUACAACAUAUGGUAUUUUCCAGAAAACAAUACUAACCUCACAGAGACAAUGAACACUACUGACCAGCAGCCUGAACUGUACCUGGGAAACCAGACCUACUGGGUACAUGUGAUUUCUUAUAAUUCUCUUGGGAAAUCUCCAGAGGCCACCUUGAGGAUUCCAGCUAUUGAUGAAAAGUUGUUCCAGUGCAUUGAGGCCAUGCACACCUGCCUCACUCAGGACCAGCUGGUGGUGGAGUGGCAAAGCUCUGCUCUGGAGGUUGAUACAUGGAUGGUGGAGUGGGUCCCAGACUUGGACUCAAAGCCCUUGGCCAUUUCCUGGGAGUCUGUGUCUCAUACCAGGAACUGGACAAUCCAGCAAGAUGAACUGAAACCUUUCUGGUGCUAUAAUAUCUCUGUGUAUCCAAUGUUGCAAAACCGAGUGGGCGAGCCAUAUUCCGUUCAGGCUUAUGUCAAAGAAGGUGUUCCAUCAGCAGGUCCCGUGACGAAGGUGGAGAACAUUGGUGUGAGGACAGUCACAAUUACAUGGAAGGAGAUUCCCAAGCAUCAGAGAAAUGGUUUCAUCAACAAUUACACCAUAUUUUACCAAGCUGAAGAUGGAAAGGAAUUCUCCAAGACAGUCAACUCCAGCAUCCUGCAGUGUGACCUGGAGUCCCUGACACGAAAGACCUCUUACACUGUUUGGGUCAUGGCCAGCACCAGUGCUGGGGGAGCUAAUGGCCCCGGGAUAAGCUUCAAGACAUUGUCAAUUAGUGUCUUUGAGAUUUUUCUUGUAACUUCUCUGGUUGGAGGGGGCCUUCUUAUUCUCAUCCUCCUGACAGUGGCAUAUGGCAUCAAAAAACCCAACAAACUGAAGCACCUAUGUUGGCCUGAUGUUCCCAACCCUGCUGAAAGCAGUAUAGCCACGUGGUGUGGAGAUGAUUUCAAGGGUAAGCUAAAUCUGAAGAAGUUUGACAAUUCUGUGUACAGAGAAGAAGACAGGAUUCUAAAACCAUGUUCUUCACCCAAUGGCCUUAUUGACAAGUUGGUGGUGAACUUUGAGAAUUUUUUGGAAGUGGUUUCCGCUGAGCAUCCUGGGAAGGGUUGGGAAAAUAUCUUGGGAGGGGAAAAGAAUGAGUACGUGACCUCCCCAAACAGGCCUUAUUGUCCCACUGUUUCAACUGAGAUUCCACCCAGAGGGUCCCAGUGCCUGUGUCCUGGGAUGCUAGAGGAGACCUGCUCAGAAACCAGAGAGCAGCUUCUCCCUCCCGCCCAAGGCUUUGGGCCAGACCAUCUCUGUGAGGAAGGAGCAUCAAACCCAUACUUGAAAAAUUCAGUGACAACCAGAGAAUUUCUUGUGUCUGAAAAACUUCCAGAGCAAAUCCAAAGAGAAGUCUAAGUGCUGCUGUGACUUGAAUCCCCCUGCGUCUCAGUGUGGGUGACACACAGAGGUAGAAGGUGUGGCUCCAAGAGCUUUCCUGGCAUCUUCCCUUCCUGCUUGUGUUAGAGAAAGCCUUGCACACCCCCAAACUUGGUUGGUACAGAUGUGGAAUUUGCUUGAGAAGAAAGGAUGGUGAUCAGCCCGAGCACUUUGCAGACGAAGAACAAUCUUUUGUUGUUAUCGUUGUUUAGCGAACAAGCUAUCACUGAGGCCCCUGGCAGAUGGACUCGGAGGGACAGUAAACACUGAAGGCAGACAUAUGUGGCCGUCCCGAGGAAUUGGGCCUUGGGCACGGCCUCUGCUGGCGCCGCUCCUCACAGCUCUAGGAGAGACUUUCUCUGUUGUCAGAAGACCGUUGUUUAGUUGGCACCUGGGUGACCUGCUGGGAGGCAAGGGGCUCUCCCAUCACCUCGACUUCCCUGGCUCUAGGCUCCACUCUGAGGCAGCCCUGGCAUCACUUUAGAGUCGCUUUAAAUCUCUCUUUCAACACAGAGGCAGAAAGCAGGGUGGCCUUCCAGAUGGAGUGCCUGAAACACCUCAUUAUCCUCAUUAAAUCUCAAGUGUCUGCAGCAACACCCCACCCAGGACUCUUGCCCUUGGUCACUCCACGCCUGCAGCGGGAGAUGGAGGAACAAGGGAGGGCCUCAGCAGGGCGCUGGAGAAGGGACUCUCGCCUGGGCUGGCAGGUCCGCCCCGCUGGCCAGGUCAUAGCCCAGCCCUGCCAACAGUUUCCGGAGGCCCCUGCUGCCCGUCUGUCUUGUACCCAAGCCUGGGAGUUGAAAGACACUGAAGAUGGCGGCGGCUUUUAGACAGGGACUCUGGUGCCUCGUGCUGGCCUGGAGCCCAGAUGCCUAUGGAACACAUCCUGCAAAGGCCUCUCCCCAGAAGCAGCUGAGCAGGGCCUGAGCCCAUGGAAUGCUCAGUAACUGUGCCGCUCCCACGCCGGGGCGCCUCUGCCUUCACCCGGCAAAGCCAGGAGCCCACAGCCUUGACUGGAACCAUUAGCCCGAGGGCUGAUGGCAGACCCUUGGGAACUUGCGGCUGGCCCUGGGCUCACACCCUGCGCACAGUGACUUGCUGGUGUUGGCGAUGGCUUGUCUGGCCAUUGUGGGAAGUUGCUGAGAGCCUGGUAUGGUGGGGGCAGUGGGGUCCAGUGAGCCCAGCAUUUGCCAGAUAGAAAGGCUGAUGGAAUUUUCUCCAAGAGUGGGAAGUCUGUGCUUGUGGUCCACAAGCAGCAAUCACAGACUUCACAAGCCACCGACUCAGGUGUGCAAAAACAUUGCUUUCCUUUCCUAUAACCAAGGUUGAUUUCCAGUCCCAGCCCCUGACCUUUAGAAGGAACCACCCCAAGUUAGUGAUUCUGAGUUGCCUUGGGUUUGGAGCUCGAGCUCACCUGGGAUUUCAAUGCCCCAUCCACCCUGGGACUGGCUCUGAGUGCCAGCAGAUAUUCAGGGGAGUGUGAGGUCUGCUGCCCAACCUCGGGCAGGGACGUGCCCUCUUCCCUGUCCCCUGCCACUUUCCUCCAAUCACUGCAUCCUUAUUGUGGGCACAAGCAAGGAUGCUUUCCCAAAGCUGUCUCCUCAUUAAGUCUCCAGUGUCUAUAGCACCCCCCAAAUUCAUCAGGCCUGGUUCACAGAACAGUGACCACUGAUAAAUCUAGGAAAAAAGGAUGCCUGGGGCAGGCGCUGGGGAGCCUAUGUUCUCAGAACAGAAAGGGACCAAAUGAAAGGGACUCCAGGCUGUGGUGGGCGCUCUUUGCCCUGAUGCCUCCCUCCCCAACCCUGUUGUUAUGUGGGCACUCCUGUGAACCCCGUGUCCUCCAGAAUCCCAGACAGGCCCUUUCCACCCGCCUCUGAUCUCUGAGCUCACAGGAGGCCCAAGCCUGGUACCCCACAUUCCUCUCUCUCUCCUGAGAAACACUCUGCUGCCUCCAGCUGAGGGGCAGGGAGUGCCAGUGAGUCCCUGUAGUCUUGUUCUCACGCCCUUUUGAACCUAAAGUCCAAGAAUUUGAUGAUGGGGAGAAGGAAAAGGUCACAAAUCGAAGUGGGUUUCAGAGAUGAAGCCAUUACCCUUACUCUCCCUCCCUUAACCAUUCAUUAACACCUGAAGCUUCUGAUGAAUAGCUGGCAAAUACCACACCCUGGGGCUUCCCAGGUGACAAUACAGGUAAAGAACCUGCGUGCCAAUGCAGGAGACAGGAGAGAUGCGGGUUCAGUCCCUGGGUCAGGAAGAUCCCCUGGAGGAGGGCACAGCAAUCCACUCCAGUAUUCUUGCCUGGAAAAUUCCAUGGACGGAGGAGCCUGUCCGGCUGCAUGACUGAAGUGACUUUAGCACGCAUGCACCACACCCUUGGCCCUUCCUCCGUUUCAUUCCCUUUCCCACUUUCCUUCUUGCCUCCUGUCUUCUGCUCCUUUUUUCCCACCAUUCCCAGCAGCUUUGCAUCUUUUUAAAUGCUUCCUUUUUCCCCCUCUCCCAUUUCUUGUUUCUUUUCUUUUUAUCCUUUUCUCCCCUUUCCAUUAGCCCCCUUAUAACAUCUCCAGAUUUACUUUUGCUAGCUUUGAGGGCUAGGACAUUUAGGGCCCUCUGUUUUGUUCUAGAAGGCCCAAGGCGGUUUCACAAGAGUCAGUGUUUCCUGCCAGGAAAAGGGGCACAUUUCUGAGGCAGCCCGGGAAGCACCCUGCAGCGCCGGCCUGCAGAGCAGAUCACAGGCCUGGCCUGGGAGAAGCCAGCGGUGACCUUCCUCUCCUGGAAUCCGGUCACGGACUGUCCCUGCUCCAGGGUCCUGCGCUGCCUCUGUGACUGCAGAUGGAGAGGGCCAUCUGCGUUUUCUUCCUGUUGCUGUCAGAGAGACACUGAGCAGACACAAACAGGAAAACUUGUUUUAUCAAGCUCAUUAAAAACUGGUAAAAUUCUCCUUAGAGUUUUCUAGGGCUCUGGGAACCACGCAAACAGCUACAUUAGUGCCCUGUUACUAGCCUUUCUUUUACAGUAAUAUCAGAAAAAAAUUUUUAGAGAAUGGCAGAGAAGUGGUUAGUGGUUCAAAAAAGGGAGAUGGUACCUUCAUUCUUUCUCGGGCAGCUGCAAUAAAACGCAGAGU